This is a messenger RNA of Solanum lycopersicum (tomato), 1369 nucleotides long. Lineage: Eukaryota; Viridiplantae; Streptophyta; Magnoliopsida; Solanales; Solanaceae. The record is from RefSeq and is a predicted model, not a curated record.
ACACAACGUGCUUAUCAAAAACGAGUUCUUGAUGGGCUAGUGGAUAUGGUGAAGGGGGAUGUUCAUCAGUCAAAAUCCAGCGGCAAAUCACAAUUGACCUACCAAGAGUUUCACAUUUUUGCUAUGUGGGGAGCUGUUACCCAGAAAAAAUAAUGCUCAAAGCUAUACAGAUUGUGGGUUCAUCUUCUGGGUUUGCUUCCUAUAGAUUUAGAAAGCCUCAACCCAAUUCUGCCUUCUCCUUAAUUUCGAGAAAACCCAUUCUCACAACAUCUGAAACUUUGUUAUUGCCGGCUUCUCAACUACAUAGUCACAAGUCCUGUUUUAGAGAUUUUCGAAUGUCUUCAACUCAUUCAAAGUCAUCCUCUUCUUCAUCUGUUGCAGUCCAGUCAACUAUUUUGCAGGGAAACAUUCGCAAGAUCAACUUCUGCCAGUUUUGCGGGGGCCCAAAUAAGCAUGAGAUACCUGAUGGUGAAGAAAAGGUGAGAGCUAUCUGCACUCAUUGUGGGAAGAUUACAUAUGAGAAUCCAAAAAUGGUUGUUGGUUGCCUUAUUGAGCAUGAUAAGAAGAUAUUAAUGUGCAGGCGCAAAAUUCACCCAUCAUAUGGACUUUGGACGCUCCCAGCUGGCUAUAUGGAGAUUGGUGAAUCUGCUGCUGAGGGAGCAAUUAGGGAAACCUGGGAAGAGGCAAAUGCAGAAGUAGAGGUUCAAUCACUUUUUGCUCAAUUGGACAUCCCUCUUAUAGGACAAACGUACAUGAUUUUUUUGGCAAAACUGAAAAAUCCCCACUUUUCACCUGGUCCAGAAUCAUCAGAAUGUCAGCUUUUUGAACUUGAUGAUAUUCCUUUUGAUUCUUUAGCAUUUUCAUCAAUGCUAGUAAGCUUGAAUCUGUACAUAGAAGAUAUUAAAGUUGGAAGACCGAAGUUCCAUUAUGGCGUCAUUAACAAGAGAACUCUGGAUGUGAUGAGCACCCAAGACUGCAACCCAGCUGUCAAUGAGGUGGGAGAAAACCUUGGUGACCAGGGAUCAAAUCCCAACAAAGACAAACAAGGCCUGGAACAAGCCCUUCUGAUAUCCAUGCUUACACUCUGGAUUUUCAUAUGCAAUCCUGAGAAGCAGAUACAAUAUUUUCAAGCACUAGAAUGCGGUUGGUAUGUUCGUCAAGACUGAAACAGCUCCGGUGUUUUCAUCAAAGCUUUAGUUGUGUACUUGUGGUGAUAGUUCCAUUCUUUCUAAUCACUUAUCUAGUAGUAAAAAGUCUUCCUGAUUUGAGUUGUUCAAAAUUGACUUAUGAUGUGUGCAGACUGAACUUAUAAGAUGGGACACAUCCACAUUCAAUUCAUUAUCAGAUUAACAUCGAUUGUGACAACUGA